Brachypodium distachyon (stiff brome) is the source of this 1329-nucleotide messenger RNA. RefSeq names its product protein trichome birefringence-like 19. Gene Ontology annotation, cellular component: Golgi apparatus. The coding region runs from base 1 to 1329 and encodes 442 amino acids. Lineage: Eukaryota; Viridiplantae; Streptophyta; Magnoliopsida; Poales; Poaceae. Gene Ontology annotation, molecular function: O-acetyltransferase activity. The transcript has a single exon. The record is from RefSeq and is a predicted model, not a curated record.
AUGAUUCCUUCCCUCCGCGGCAUGCUCCGCGGUCUACUCACUAGGGGUACCGAAGGCCGCCGUAGGCGCCAUGCCAUUCACAAGACCGCGCCCGUCCCCGGCGCUGCCGUUGCCAUCGUCUUCUUCGCCACCGGCACACUCUGUUUCGUUUUCCUCGGCCCCCUCCGAUCACCACCCACACCCACCACCACCUCAUCAUCCGGCAAGGCCGCCGCCACGGCAUGCGACGCCACGCGGGGCGAGUGGGUCCACGACCCAAGCUUGCGGCCGCACUACACGAACGCGACGUGCGGCUUCAUCCAGGACUACCAGAACUGCAUGAAGCACGGCAAGCCCAGCCUCGAGUUCCUCCAGUGGAAAUGGCGACCCGACGCCGCCGACGCCGGCUGCGGCGAGCUCAUGGAGCGUUUCGACGCGGCGCGGUUCUUCCGGGCCGUGCGGGGGAGGUCGAUCCUCUUCGUCGGGGACUCGCUGGCCAGCAGCCACGUGCUCUCCCUCGUGUGCACCCUCUCGGAGCUGGAGACCCCGACGAAACGGCAUAGCACGGGAUUCGAGCAGUGGUGGUUCGAAGCGCACGACUUCGCCGUCUCCUUCUUCUGGACGCCGUUCCAGAUCCGCUGGCGUCUGACAUCAGACGGCCCGGAAUCGACGGCGCCGGGCCCGGCCCGGCAAGGGGAGGUGUUCGCCGGCCCGAGCGACCUCCACCUCGACGAGCCCGACGAGCGGUGGAUGUCGGCCGCCAAGGAGCACGACUACGUGGUCCUCUCCGCGUCGCACUGGUUCCGGCGCCCGGCCGUGUACUACCGCGGCGGCCACGUCGUCGGCUGCCACGGCUGCAGCGCCAAGGAUGCCGACAACGUCACCGGCACCGAGCUCUCUCCGGAGCACGCGCAGCGCGUGGCGUUCCGGACCGUGCUGCGGGCGCUGGCGCGUGGGGAGCACGGGUUCGAGGGGACGGCGGUGCUGCGGACGGUGGCGCCGACGCACUACGAGAAGGGCGGGUGGUUCGACGGGGGCGAGUGCCCGAGCACGCGGCCGCUGGGCCGGGACCGGACGGCGGAGAUGGUGGAACCAGAGGCUGGGUUUUACAGGGCUCAGGUGGAGGAGUUCAGAGCGGCGGCGAAGGAGGCGAGAAGGAGCGGCGGUGCCGUGCGGCUCAGGCUGAUGGAUGUGACGGGGAUGAUGCUGCGCCGGCCGGACGGGCAUCCAGGGCGGUACGGCCAUGGCCCUGGCCAGCACGAUGGGUUCGACGUCGAUUGCCUGCACUGGUGCUUACCGGGGCCGAUCGAUGUGUGGAACGAGCUGCUGCUUCAGAUCUUGGACGGUUAG